ACAUAAUACAAAAAGAAGAAACACACAUUAACAAAAUGGCAGCUAAUCUAGAGUGGUGUGACAGUGAUGUAGAAGAAGAUUACAUAGACAUGGAAGUCACUUCUUUCACUAACCUCGUACGCAAAGCUCUCAACAACAACAACAACAAGCCUAGAGAGUUUGAGUUCCAAAUGUCUCAUUUAUGUCCUCUCGAGAUAGACAAAACCACUUCUCCAGCAGAUGAACUCUUCUACAAAGGCAAGCUCCUCCCUCUUCACUUACCUCCACGUCUCCAAAUGGUUCAAAAGCUUCUAGAAGAGUACACCUUUGAUGAAGAAUUCUACAGCACACCUUUAGCCACCGGAACGGUUACUACUCCGGUGACUAGCAACACCCCGUUCGAGUCUUGCACCGUCUCUCCGGCAGAUUCUUGUCAAGUGAGUAAAGAGCUUAACCCUAAAGACUAUUUUCUUGAAUAUUCAAGUUCAUUGGAGGAUGAUGAGAAGAAGAAAUCUUGGGGCAAGAAGCUAAGAUUGAUCAAACAAUUGAGUUUUGGAACGAAGAUUAAAGCUUCGAGAGCUUAUCUAAGAUCGUUCUUUGGGAAGUCAAGUUGUUCUGAUGAGUCAAGAGUUGCUGAUGAAGGAUCUAUGUUGAGGUAUUCUCGAGCAGAGAGACCUAAAAAGCAGAGUAACGGUUCUGUUCCUAGGAGCCAUAGGAGAUCGUUUUCGGUUUCCAUGAGGAGACAAGCUGCAAAGAGUUUGAACAACAAGUCAUCGGCUAGCUUAGGGUUUCGUCCGUUGCAGUUUUUGAAGAGAAGUACGAGUUCGAGCUCAGAGGUAGAGAACUCUAUUCAAGGAGCUAUCUUGCAUUGCAAGCAAUCUCAGCAACAGAAGAAGCAGUAUAGUGUUAAUGAGGUCGGAUUCUGUUCGUUGUCAGCUUCAAAAAUUGCGGGAGAAUAUGAUCAAGAACGGGCUCAGAUGUUUAGGGGUUGACUAAAUAAUUAAAUUGGGCAUGAGGAUGAUGACAAGAUAAAAAAAUGAGUGAGAGUGAGAGAACUAAAGAUUAAAUUCUUUGUUUUCUUUUGAUUUUUACUCUUAUUUUGCUUCUUUGUUUUUCUAUGAAAUUUCAUAAAUCCUUAA
This is a messenger RNA of Brassica oleracea var. oleracea, 1118 nucleotides long. RefSeq names its product probable membrane-associated kinase regulator 4. The coding region runs from base 36 to 971 and encodes 311 amino acids. The record is from RefSeq and is a predicted model, not a curated record. The transcript has a single exon. NCBI's taxonomy places the organism in Eukaryota, Viridiplantae, Streptophyta, Magnoliopsida, Brassicales, Brassicaceae. Gene Ontology annotation, molecular function: kinase inhibitor activity. Gene Ontology annotation, cellular component: plasma membrane.